Molecule: messenger RNA, 1536 nt
Organism: Nylanderia fulva
Lineage: Eukaryota; Metazoa; Arthropoda; Insecta; Hymenoptera; Formicidae
Source: RefSeq, a predicted model, not a curated record
CCGCGCCGCCGUCCGGAGCGUGCGCCGGAGAAGCGUGCGACAUCAGAUCGCGUUCGACUUCCAUUCGGCUCGAAAACAUAUCGCGACGCAGGCACGCGCGAUUUUUUUUCAGAACCAGACGGAGGAGGAGCUCCCGCGGAUGCUUGACACUCGCGCGUUGUCGCGGCUUCGUACCAACCAACGUAGAAGAGCGCGAAUAUGUUCCGGGAUGGCCAGUAUCUGGAAGUGAUCAAGGCUUCGGAUGAUUGUCUGGCGACCGUCGUGGUGACCAUUCAAGAAAAAACGGUGGAGAUCAAGAAGCAAAAGGUCAUCACUAACAAGUGGCUGCAGGUCGAAGAUUGGGCAGCUCUCUACAAGAUACUGGAGCGAGCGAUCCUGCGGAACUGUCGAAGUCAAACUGAUGAAUCGCAUUGUGAAAAUCGGGGAUGUGAAUGGAAAAAGUCCACUCGCCAGUUGGAAGUCACGUACACUUUUGAAUAUUCAGAGUGCACGAGCGACGUGUCAUCUUUGCCCACGAUCAAAGUACACGUGUCACCAGCUCGAAAGAAAUCGCUGAAACGAGAAACGAAGGUCACAAAGAGAAACAAAGUGGUAACACUAGAAAAUAAUGACAAUACAACGAAACGAACGAAAGAAGAAAAAUCUCCCGAUCAAAUGACGGAUCCGAAAGUCGAUCAAUCGAGGAAAACCCUGGAGAAGUCGCUGCAAACUUCCCCGAAGAAGAUCGAGAGCUCGCGCGCUAUCGCGACGGAGCAAGAGGACCCGAAGAGGAUCAAAAAGAGUCGGAAAUACGUGCUCUCGAACGACUUGGAGAACGCGCCGUUGGAGGAAUACAUCCCGGACGCACCGAAAGCGAAAAGAUCAUGUACGGAUUUGAACUACGUGCCUAGCCAGAAGAGCGCAUUGGAAAAUAUGCGUUUGACCUUGAACGAGUACACGCCGACUCUCUGCGAUAGCAAACCCAUGACGGAAACCGUGAGCUAUGUGCCGAAUUCCAUCGAGAAGCUGGAGACGAUUCAUGAGACUUACGAACCGCGCGCAACCACGACGAUUCCCGAAGGCAUCCUCGAGGAAUACGUUCCCAAUUCCAAAGGAGCCAAGCCUUCCGUAGAGAAGUACGAGCCUGGUUUCAAGUCCUCGAGCAAAUUGAUGAAGUUCGACGAUAGCUACGUGCCAUCGAGCGUGCAACAGAGUAGCAACUCGAAAAGAAUGAAUCCGAGUAAAUCGCGUCGAAAGGGAACAUUGCUCAAGAAGAUGGAUCUCUUUUCGUGAGAUAUACGAAUCUUUUUCGUAAAGCUACAUACCGAUAUGCGAAAUUCGGUAAUAAAAUAACAAGCAAGACGAUCGAAGAAAAUUUCGCAGGAGAGAAAACAAAUUUUGUAUCGAGUAUGUAUGUAUAUGAGACUGAUGUUUGUAAAAAGAAAAUUAUAGUUUAUAUGAUAAAUGUUCAGAUUAUCUCUGAUUUUUUUAAACUCAUCUCUCAUUUUAUUUACUUCGAGAUAUACUAUAAAUAAAAAAUUAAUAUCUUCAGCCUCA